UGAAAGCAACAAAUUAAACAGAAUGACAAGCUCCGGGGAAGCAUUUCCGGCAGUCGAAUUGGAGAAAGAGUUGCAUCCGGGCAGCAACAAGGAAUUCGAGGUUGAUUCCGUCUCCUCCGCCGUCGAGAAAGAAGCGGCUGCUGCAAGGAAAGAGCGGGAAAGGAAGGAUGCACUGCGUAGCUUUAAAAAGGCGAUCAUCGUUUCUGGGAUCGUCGUAGCUGUUGCCGGCGCAGUUUUCGCCGUAACCAAGAAAAUCAGAGAGAAAACUGUCGCAGGCGCAGUUUUCACCGUAACCAAGACAAUCAUACAGAAAUCAAUUUAGAUUAAUGUUUUUUUCGUAAAUCUUCUCUUUUCGUGCUUUCUCAUAUUUGCUAAUCCAUAAAUUCACCUUCAUAUCUUCUAUUGGAUACAUUCAAAUCCUCAUUUUAAAGACAAAAUUUAUUGUUUAAUUUCUGUAAUAGGAAUGUGACGUAUCAAAAUCUAACCAAUCACUCCUUCAAAUAUAAUGUCACAAAUUUAUG
Messenger RNA from Salvia hispanica, 521 nucleotides. The record is from RefSeq and is a predicted model, not a curated record. Lineage: Eukaryota; Viridiplantae; Streptophyta; Magnoliopsida; Lamiales; Lamiaceae.